GCAGCGCGUGGGGGCCUCGCACAGCUGAGCUCACCCUGACUCUCCCUUCCCCAGCCGCUGGGUCCCCUUCUGAACUCGCCCUGACCCUGCGGUGGACUCGGCAACACCAUGCCCCGCCCCAAACCCACCCCCCGACGGCGCGGGCGUUCCCCAGCCCCCCCAUCGCCCCCGCAGCGGGCACGCAGGCGCCGCCCAGGGCAGCGGGCAUUGCAGGAGAUCCGCACGUACCAGAGAAGCACCCGCCUGCUGCUGCGCCCCGGCCCCUUUGCCCGCCUGGUGCGGGAGCUCUGCCUGCUCUUCACCCGCGGCGUCGAUUACCGCUGGCAGAGCAUGGCCCUGCUGGCGCUGCAGGAGGCAGCAGAGGCCUUCAUGGUGAGGCUGUUGGAAGACGCAUACCUGUGCUCGCUGCACGCCCGCCGAGUCACCCUGUUCCCCAAGGAUCUGCAGCUGGCCCGGCGCCUGCGAGGGCCUGAAGCGGGGGGCAUCUGAAUGAGGACCCCCUGGGGAGUCUCUCCUGAUAAUUUCACACCCAUAAUCUUAUUGGGACCUCCUAUGGGACCAUCAU
Melospiza melodia melodia is the source of this 565-nucleotide messenger RNA. It is a transcript of the gene CENPA, whose product is annotated as centromere protein A. The record is from RefSeq and is a predicted model, not a curated record. Gene Ontology annotation, cellular component: nucleosome. The coding region runs from base 109 to 489 and encodes 126 amino acids. The transcript is spliced from 4 exons. Gene Ontology annotation, molecular function: structural constituent of chromatin; DNA binding; protein heterodimerization activity. NCBI's taxonomy places the organism in Eukaryota, Metazoa, Chordata, Aves, Passeriformes, Passerellidae.